This is a messenger RNA of Brienomyrus brachyistius, 446 nucleotides long. Its product is annotated as golgin subfamily A member 6-like protein 6. Lineage: Eukaryota; Metazoa; Chordata; Actinopteri; Osteoglossiformes; Mormyridae. The transcript has 2 exons. Bases 13 to 435 code for a protein of 140 amino acids. The record is from RefSeq and is a predicted model, not a curated record.
GAGUUCAAGGCAAUGGAGGAGGAGUUCAAGGCUUUGACUUUCACAAUGGAGGAGGAGGAGAACAAGGCAAUGGCAGAGGAGUGCAAGGCAAUGGCAGAGGAGUGCAAAGCAAUGGCGGAGAAGUGCAAAGCAAUGGAGGAGGAGGAGAGCAAGGCAAUGGAGGAGGAGGAGUACAAGGUGAUGGAGGAGGAGUUCAAGGCAAUGGAGGAGGAGUUCAAGGGAUUGGAUAAGUGGUACAGGGCAAUGGAGGAGGAGAGCAAGGCUUUGACUUUCACAAUGGAGGAGGAGGAGAACAAGGCAAUGGCGGAAGAGUGCAAGGCAAUGGCAGAGGAGUGCAAAGCAAUGGCGGAGAAGUGCAAGGCAAUGGAGGAGGAGGAGAGCAAGGGAUUGGAGGAUGAGUACAAGGCAAGGGAGAAAAUGAUGGAAGAAGUGUAGUGUGUAGUGUA